Desarmillaria tabescens is the source of this 894-nucleotide messenger RNA. RefSeq lists its product as uncharacterized. The record is from RefSeq and is a predicted model, not a curated record. The transcript has 3 exons. The annotation marks the transcript as partial. NCBI's taxonomy places the organism in Eukaryota, Fungi, Basidiomycota, Agaricomycetes, Agaricales, Physalacriaceae.
GAACCGACAACUCUCGCCGAGAAAAUUCGUUCAAUGAUUGAUGCUCUACCUUCACCUACUCCACGUAACUCUCGCACUUUCCCGAAACCUAUGCCGCCGGCUCGAGAUGCCGAAGGUCGUCCCAUUCCACCUCCUGGAGCCAUUCCCAUCAAGGACAAGAAGCUUAUCGCCAAGUUGUACAACCCCAACGUUAUGAAUGCUGAAGGAAGCGAAUCCGACAGUGUUUGGAGUAUCCUCGAGAGCUUUGGUGCUAGGAGCCAUGACGGUAGUACAGGAGGCGACAACAGCAGCACCUGGUCGGACGACAGUAUCAUGAUGUACUCGCCGUUGUUCCCCACCGAAGAGUCUCUCGUUGAAAUCGCAGCAUCUCACAUCGUCCCUGCUUCAAAUCCACCUGCCCCCUUGCGGCCGCAAGCCUUGUGGCAACGCAAAUGGCCUUGGUGGAAGAAGCCCGCAGUCGCACCAGCAGAUGGAAGUACGGACAAGGAGAAGAGUCGUGAAGGCAACCAACCUGCUGCACCUGCAACCCCCAUACGAGUUUGGAUUCCAUCGACCACGAAAAUUUCGGUUCAAGUGAUGUGGUGGGGUUACCGUCUAUAUCUUCCUCCGCCCGUCCUCGCCAUCCUUAGUCAAGAGCAGCUUGAAGCGACUAAACGCGCUGCAACAAUCACAGCAGCCUUGACUUGGCUAUUCACCCAUAUCCCUAUUUCCCUACUGCCUCCACCCGUCCAACCAGCCUUGCUUCUCCUGCAGAAGAUUGUGCCGUAUCUUGGGUAUAUCGGCACUUUUAUUUCGUGGAGCUGGAGUACUAUCAAGGGAUAUGAUGUUGCAGGGUAUGGCGUUAUUCUCAGUGCGACGUGGUUGCUUCCCGUAGCUCUUCUCCCAGGAACGUGG